AUGGAUUAUGCUGUGAGAUAAGAUUCUAUUUGGAAAGCAAUAAAAUAUGAAAAUGACAAUUAAAAUCAAAGGUAUCUAAAAAUAGAUGAUAUUCAGAUAGGAUAUGAUAAAGGUGGAUUAUUCUACUAGACAGGUAAAAAUUUAACAUAUGAUAGCUAUGAAAUACCUUCAGGGUGUCCAUACACAGGAUAAUUCAGAUUUGAUGUGCGCUGUAGAUUCUACUAUCAGCCAACUAUGAACAAUAUAUCUAUUGCAAUUUUUGAUCCUUAAGUUAUUUACAAUAAUGUAACACCUUAUUUAGGUAGUAUCUUUUGUCAAAGAAGAUUAAAGUAUUAAAACACAAACCCAAGCGAUGAUGGUGAGAUAUAUUCGUUGCUUUGUAUCACUUUAGAUAUUUCUUAAAUUUAAAAUUAUUUUACUAAUUUGACAUAAAAUUCAGUUGCUAAAAUUGUCAUAGACCCUAGAAAACUCACUAUUGUAUAUGAUUCUUAAUAAAAAAUAACUAGUGUAGGAUUAAAUACUUUGUAUAAAACUGAGAUAGAUUUAUUGGAAAAUAUAAGUGAGGUGCAAAAUAUUUUAGAAAACAUUCAAUAAAUGUCUUAAUUUGUUUUAGAUAGCUAAGAUUCUAUAAAAGAGCUAAGCUUAAGCCCAAAAUCUAUACAAAAUACCUUCUAAUACAACAGAAACGGAACAGAAUACUUUGUUUCACAAAAUCUCAUCACAGUAAUAGAUAAAGUACCAAAACGAGAGACACUAAAAAAAAUAAAUCCUUCUAAGAAAUUCUAACUCAAAGGCGUGUUUAUCUAUCUCGAUUUGAUUUCUAAAUAAUAAAUGACUCAAUAUUGUUAAAAUCUAACAAAUUCUAUUGAAAUAUUAAAUAAUGAGCAAAUUUACUGUUGUUUGUCUCUUCUAAUUAUAUUAAUUGGCUUCAAGCUCUAUUAUUCUAUAAUUUUAGGUUACCAAAUUUUAUAUCCAAUAGCUCAUUUGACAAAUGUUCUUAAAUAAAUUUAGAUUGUGAACAAAUAAGAUAAAAAGUCUGUUUUUAAAAAAAUAUUCACUUAAAAUUAUAAUUCACCCUCUUAAGCUUUAGAUAAAUUAAAACUAACAUAAUAAUCGGAUAGUGAUAGUUAUAAUUAAAUUUAAAUCAGUUUUGAUGUUGAUUAGGAUUUUGAAGGUGUUUGCUUUUCUCAAGAUACUUAAGAGUUACUUUUCAUCUUUUAAAAUAUGUUUUAAAUUUUAUUAUCAAUAAAUAAAAAUUUUUUCAGCUCAAAUGAAAGUUCCAAACUGUUAGAAUUUAAUAAAUAGCUUAACCACUUCGAAAAUAUAAAGAAUUAUAAUUCUUUGGGAGUUUGCUAUAAUAAUAUAGGAGUAAUACAUUACAAUAAUCAAAGGUACUAGGAGUCAAUAAUAAAUUUUUAAAAAUCAAUUAUAUAUGCAAACUACGAAUUAAAUGUUUAUUCUCACAAUAAUUCCAAAUAUAACAGCAGUAAUAAACACAAAUCUGAAAAUUAAAACAUAAAAUAUUCAAGCAAAUAGAACACAUAUUUGGAAUAUUUAAAUUUUUAAUAAGAAGGUGAAGAUACUUACAAUUAGAAUGAAAUUUAGGAGCUCUACGAGAAUUUGUAUAACAGAAAAUUAAAUUUAGUCAAAGCUUUAUUUCAUUUUUAUAUAUCAUACUCAGGUAUGUGGGAUAUUUUCUAAGAAAUGAUUUCAGAUUUGUUGUAUUUGACUAAGAACUUUUUAGGAAAAUCAAAUGAAAGAGAAAUGCUAACUUAUUUUGUAAUGCUAAAGGGUUUUUACUUUAGUAAAGAUUUAUCAAGUGCUAAAGAUACUUUGAAUAUACUAACCGAUUUAUAUUCAAAGAAAUUUGAAACAAAUGAUCACUAAAAUAACAAAAAUAAAUAAGAAUAUUGUUAAUUCUAAAAUGUGACUGAAAGUUAAAUUUAAAAUAAAGAGUAUUAUGCAGAUUAAAUAUUUAUUUCACCUAUUAUAAAUAUUAAAAAAUUAAAACAUAAAUCUACAAGAAGCAAAAAGAUAUAAAAUUUUUUUAAUUAUUCCCAUAGUUAAGAAAAAGAUCAGUCUAUUUUGUUUUAAGAGUUAAAAAACCAAGAAAAAUCAAAAGAUCCACUUCAAAUAAAAGAAAAUUUUUUUGAAACAUAAAAUAACUCAAUUGCAGUUAUGUAUCAAUAUAAAAGUAAACAGAAUAACUCAAUUGUAAGCAACGAUAAAAAUUAAUUAAACUUAGAGGAAAGCAGCUUAAACACAGAUACGUAUUAUAAUAGACCUAAAGUGAGCUCCAUAUUUAAAAAAAUAUUAGAGCACAAAAACAAAUUAUAAAGAGAAGAAAACAAUGAGAAUAAUUUAGAAAAGGGAAAGUAAGAAAAUUUUCAUUAAAAAUUCAUGAGCUUGUGCUAAAAGUAAUAUGUAAUGUAAUAAAGUAGAGCAUUUAGUAGUUAAUACCCAUAAAAUAGGGAAAGAGCAAAAAUAAUUACUGGCCACACAUAAGAUAAAUAAACUAAAAUUACUUUUUACAAGCUUUAUAAAACUUUAAAAAAAACUUUAAAAGCCUAAGAUUAUGAAUUUAGUUCAGAUAUUUAUUUUUAUUAUUAUGCUCUAAGCUAAGCUUAAUAUUAAAUUUAUAUUAAUAAUUAAUAUACUGCAGCUACUAUCUUAACAAAUUGCUUUGAAAAAUGUAAAUAAUAUUUACCUUAUUUAAAGUUACAAGCUUUAAAUAUGCUACAUAGGAUAUUUAGCUAGAACAACAUAAAAGAAGAAUACUUAGAAUAAAUGAAGAAAUCUUAUGAGUAAUUUCAAGACUUAGGAGGAUGUGUUUGGAUUAAUACAGUAUCAGUAUUAAGACCAUAUUUUUGA
This is a messenger RNA of Tetrahymena thermophila SB210, 2871 nucleotides long. RefSeq names its product YLP motif protein. The transcript is spliced from 2 exons. Lineage: Eukaryota; Ciliophora; Oligohymenophorea; Hymenostomatida; Tetrahymenidae. The record is from RefSeq and is a predicted model, not a curated record.